Molecule: messenger RNA, 753 nt
Organism: Alternaria infectoria
Lineage: Eukaryota; Fungi; Ascomycota; Dothideomycetes; Pleosporales; Pleosporaceae
Exons: 2
Coding region: 1-753 (250 amino acids)
Cellular component (GO): cytoplasm
Molecular function (GO): oxidoreductase activity
Source: RefSeq, a predicted model, not a curated record
AUGGGUGUCAACUUGCAGACACAUACCUCAGUAACAUCCGUCUCGGCAGCCGAUGGAGGCACAAAAGAUCAUGAUUGGGUCGUGAAUACACCGCGCGGCUCCGUCACAACCAGCACUCUCGUCUAUGCUACGAAUGGUUACACGUCUGCCCUCGUACCGGAGAUGAAGGACAAGGUGGUCCCAGUGAGAGGCAUAGUAGCGCGCUUGGCGGGCGAAAAUGCACCAAGAAUGACUGAUAGCUAUAUGAUGCGGUUUUCCGACUAUGAGUACGACUACAUGAUUCCUCGACCGGACGGUAGUAUCAUCGUCGGGGGCGGAAGGCGCGACUACUACAAAGACUUGGACGAAUGGUUUGAUGUAUCCGACGACAGCAGACUGAUGGAUGGCGCGCGGCAUUACUUUGACGGUUACAUGCAACGACAUUUCCGCGGGUGGGAGAAUAGUGGUGCACACACAGAAGAGCUCUGGACCGGUAUUAUGGGCUAUUCCAACGACGGGUUCCCCUAUGUUGGGCCAGUUUGCGGCAAACCCGGCCAGUAUAUGUGCGCAGGAUUCAGCGGGCACGGUAUGCCGCAGAUCUUCUUCUGUGCAAAAGCCAUUGCUUCCAUGGUCAUCACGGGUGACGCAGAGAAUGUGGAUCUUCCUGUGCCGUACCGCAUCACCAGGAGUAGAUGGUACCAGCAGAAAGAACAUGUGUCUCUCAAGAUGUGGCAACAGAUAGCGGAAAGCCAGCCUGCUCAAGCACGGUUGUGA